Stegostoma tigrinum is the source of this 9292-nucleotide messenger RNA. RefSeq names its product limb development membrane protein 1 (gene lmbr1). The record is from RefSeq and is a predicted model, not a curated record. The transcript is spliced from 13 exons. Gene Ontology annotation, molecular function: transmembrane signaling receptor activity. The coding region runs from base 961 to 1983 and encodes 340 amino acids. Gene Ontology annotation, biological process: signal transduction. Lineage: Eukaryota; Metazoa; Chordata; Chondrichthyes; Orectolobiformes; Stegostomatidae.
UGUUUUAAAUAAUAACUUUUAGUUGUCACCAUUUGUAGAAGAGUUUAACAGAAUUAAGAUUCAUCUGCGAAUUGAAACCGUUAGUAAUACAGGAGGUCUUGACCCCAAACAAAAAAAACUAGCAUCUUGACACCACUUUUUCAAAUAAGUUCUAGUCAUGGUCAAGAAUACUUUGUUUUCUUUGUGGGCUGAAGAGGAUUGGCCGCUUUUGGACCUGCCUACACUAUUUUGUUUUCAGAAAACAUAAGGUGAUAUUUGUGUUGAUCACUAAACAUUUUUUCUGAAGAAAAAGCCUCUUUUAGAUACAGCUGAGGACCUCAUCUCGGAUUAGGCUAACUGUGAGUGAUGAAGCAUAGAAUAACCUGAGAUCAGAGUUCUUUGUGAACUAAGUGUCAAGUUGGGAAGUUGAAGGAGUUGCUUUUCGUCUUUUGUUUUCCUUCAUUUGGCGGUGAGUAUUCUUUUUGCAUGCUGGGAGAAUAACUUUUUUUGCUUUGCUUUAGCUAACUAACUAGUGAUGACUUAACUAAUCAAUACUGUUUCUUUCUUCGUUCUGAUGCGGUCAUUGCUGACUAGGACAGAAUAUUUUGCUCAUUCCUAAUUAUCCUUGAGAAGGUGGUGAGCUCCAUUCUUGAUCUGCAGUCCUUGGGAUUAAUAAACUUACAUAGAUGUGACUGGAUUGGUACAAUGCAAUGACUGAAAUGUGGGAAUCUGGAAUGCGUUGCUAAGUCUGUGGUAAAUGUCUGUCGCUUUGGCUCAGUUGCUGAACUAGAGUCCUGAGUUUCAGACAUUGCAGGGCAUUGGUGAGAGGGUUAAUUAACUGAACACUUUGUUUCAUGAGGCAGUUGGACCUCCGAGGUGAAGAAAACGUUUAUCGUCAGCCAGUGAUCACGAACAGGACGAUUUGACUGGAGAGACAGUAUCAGGCAGGGAAUUAAAGCACGAAUCCUGGAAACGUUGGUUAUGCUUAUUCUUCUUGGUCUACUUAUUUUGGGAAUAGUCUGGGUAGCAUCUGCUUUGAUUGAUAACGAUGCUGCCAGUAUGGAAUCUUUGUAUGAUCUUUGGGAAUUUUAUCUUCCUUAUUUAUAUUCCUGCAUUUCGUUAAUGGGAGGUUUAUUACUUCUAUUGUGUACACCGGUGGGCCUCUCCAGAAUGUUCACAGUAAUGGGACAGUUGCUAGUGAAGCCUACAAUCCUGGAAGACUUGGAUGAACAAAUCCACUGCAUAAUUCUGCAGGAAGAAGCGCUUAUAAGGAGGUUAAAUGGUGCUUAUAUGACAUCCUAUUUGAAAUAUGAUUCUGAUGAACUUGAGCAAGAAUUGGAUGGUGUAAGAAGCAAGAGAUCAAAACUUGAACGACGCAAGAAAGCUUCUGCAUGGGAGCGGAAUCUGGUUUAUCCUGUUGUCAUGCUGAUACUACUGUCGGGAACGACAAUCUCUGUCCUUUUGGUUGCUUUCAAUAUACUGGCUCUGUUGGUUGAUGAAACUGCAAUGCCAAAAGGAUCACAGGAACUGGGCCUUGGUAAAGCUUCCCUGUCUGCAUUUGGGUUUGUUGGUGCAGCGAUUGAAAUCAUCCUGAUUUUCUAUCUGAUGGUGUCCUCUGUCGUCGGCUUCUAUAGCCUCCGGUUCUUUGCAGCCCUUACUCCCACGAAAGACGACACAACUAUGACAAAGAUUAUUGGAAAUUGUGUCUCAAUAUUGGUCCUUAGUUCUGCAUUACCGGUUAUGUCCCGAACCUUGGGGAUAACCAGAUUUGACCUACUUGGAGACUUUGGAAGGUUCAAUUGGCUGGGCAAUUUUUACAUUGUGCUUUCAUACAAUCUAUUAUUUGCUGUGGUAACGUCUCUCUGCCUGAUCCGAAAGUUUACAUCUGCUGUAAGAGAAGAACUUCUAAAAGCUUUAGGUCUGAAUAGUCUACACCUUUCAAAUCGGACACAAGAGUCAGAGAAGGUUCUGCAUUCUGCAAAUGGACACCAAAAGUCAUUCUGAUACCUGACAACAUGGCAAGCAACCUUCAGGAUGCAAACAAUUCAGCCACAUGACAAUUCCGCUCCCUUCAGUUCUGCUGGGAGUCUUGACAGUCAUUUAUUUUCAGCUGCUAGUGAAAGUCAGUGAAGGGUUCUGUUGUGGAACAGUUUUAUCUGAGAAAUGCACAGGAAGUACAUGUCUGGGGCUCAUUCCAUUUCAGCAAGAGUUUGUGGUAUGGCUAAAUGUGCUUAGCUUGGAUUAUCAUGCUGCAUUUAGACUAACUUCUACAGAUCAUUUGAUUAUGGUUUGAGAUUCCUUUGGGUGUGAUUAAUGUUUUGAGUCAUGAGGAGGUAAUUGCCUAGUUUCUCACUAAAACACUCAUCCAGUACUACUACUAGAAAAUGUGCCACCAAGAGAGAUCUGUUUGUGAAGCCUUGGCAUGCAAGCAUGUUCUUCCAGGGAGCUGUGGUUUUUCGGCUGUUGAUUAGAUUGACAUUGUGGAGCCGUUCUCAUUUUCUGGUUUUGGAACAGAAUACCUCCAUUUCAAUUCCGCCAACUUGGACUCCAUCCUAUGCAGACACAUUAAAAUUGCAGUAAGGAUGCAGUUUUAUCAGAAAGGAAAUGUUUGUUGGCUAAACUCUCUCAUUGCAUUAUGACAGGUCUGUUUUCGAUCUACUGUUGUAAAACAGAAUUUUGUGUUUUUUUUUUAAAAUUAUUGAAUGAGGUCCGAUCUGGAUUAAUGUCGCUAUAAGAUGAAUGCCCCCUUCAUAGCUGCAACUGGAAGCUAGUACACUUGCUAUUUCCUCUCUCAACCCAGUUCCCAAAAGUGUCCUGAUCUGCAUAUUAUUAGACCUAUUCUGACAGGUGGUCUUCACAAUGCUUGGAUAAACAAAUUGCAGUGAAACUGCUUCCUGUUUUUCCUAUUCUGUUUCAUUGAUUGUAAAGACUAGGAAUGUAUGUACAGCCAUUAUAAGUAUCAGUCUUAUGUUUAUAAUUCCAAUGUCACUGCAACUCAGUAAUAAAUUUGACUGGUAUCUUGAAUCUUAAAAUGUCCCACCCUAUUAUUAGUCAUUAAUUGGUUGUAACAGAGAUGACUUGGGUAAGAAACACGAUUAAUGCUGAGAGUUUGUCAUUUGAAGCCAGAUAAAUUACUUCACGAUAUGCAGGUUUGAAACUUCGGGCAGAUUUCCCUCACCCAUGCCCCAGUGACAUAUUUGAAGAUUGGUGGUGCUGUGUAAUUGGGGACCCUGCUGCACUCCUGCUUCUGCCCAAUUAUUUUCAAGGCAGAAAGACUCAAUGAUGGUCUGUCUACCUGUCUAGUUGGCCACUAUUUAACCAGUGACGAACAGGGAAAUUACUGUCUGGAGAACACGUAAAGCAAAUUCUAUUAUUGGGAUGGUUGUCUCCCGGAUGAUGGGGAUGUCACUUGGUCAAAAGCAUUCGCUACCUAAUCAAGGAGCCCAACACUGGGAAACUGGGAGGCCCACAGAAAGCCAUCACUGUGCUCUUUCUUCUGACACUCUCAGGCCAGUGACCCCAAUCCUGCCCGCAAGUCUUUUGGGGUGUAAGUCCCAAAUUAAUUCUUGGCAUUUCCUUUGGUUAAUUAACUGGUAGCAGCUACCACUUCUGUUGCUGAUGAGCAUGGAGAGCUAUGGUCAUCUUCUUGACUCACCACUCUUUGGCAGUGUGCUGAAAGGAAUUUUGCCCCGGGAUCCAAUAUGCUGAUAAAGGGCACCAGUAUCUGAUGGACACUUGAUACGAGUCCUUCCCCAAUAGAGGUAAUGUUUGGCUCUGGCCAGUUUUCCAACCAAUGAAUGAGACUGCUUUGUGAAGAUUAAAUUCUGUCUCUAAAACAGGAUGUCUCCCAGUUGUUUGCUGAAAUCUAUUCCUGAAGUUACUUCUGCCACCGUUAAAUUCUUGGUUCAUUGCUGUAAGAGCGGUUAAUCCUCUUCUAAAGCAUUAAUCAUAAUUCUUUUAAAAUAAGGAUUAUAAGGAAGGGAUUUUUAGGGAAAAAAAUGAAAUUCAUAAAUAAAAAUCAGAUGUUUCAUUGUAGUUCAUCUCCAGCAUGAAAUGCACUGAAAGAAAUUCAAGGAAGAAACACAUACUAAAACUUGUAAAUCAGCCCUUGCGGUGAGCAGAGGUGGAUGUCUAUCAACAUCUAACAAACAUGGUAUACCCUUUCUGUCUUCACUUGGUAUCUUCCAUACUGCUGAUUUUAUUUGUGGUGAUGUCAACAGCCAUCCCAAAACAGUAAGUUUUAAUCUCCUUCCCUCCCCCGCCCCAAACUAUAACAUGUCGUGUCACCUUGCCUAAAUUAUAACAGCAACCGUCCUUCAAUGGUAGUCCGUUGAUUGUAAAGUAAUUGUAAUGCCCUAAGGAUGUGCAAGGGGUAAUGCUGAAGGUUUUGUUGUUACUUAUCAGUACAUUGAUUCAUUGUAGUUCUAAGUUUAUUUUUAAAUUUGUGCCCAGUAACCACUUUAGGUGAUCUAAGUGAAAUCCCCUUGAAUUAUAUUAGAAUUCUUUAUAGGAUUUGUGAAAGAGUGCUUCGGCUUAUGGGCAUUUUUUUCGGAUGUUGCACACUGUCAAACUCGUGCCACAAUACUCUUAGCUCAAAUUAGUGUGUUCAAAUUCUGGUCAUUUAUUAGGGAAUAAUGACAGGUAUUCCAAUUUCUAAUAUCAUUACCAUGAACCGUGAAAUAAUCCGGGCACUUGUACUUGUCUGCUAUCCAAAAACUGGGUACCAGGCCAGUAACUACAACAUUAUACCAUUGUAGCCUGUGUCAUUCUCGGAGAUGUGGCAUGCUUUUCAAAUUUAUUCAAAGACUAUGCUCUCAUUCUUCUGAAUUUUGCAGACCUUGGUUACCUUGCAUCAAGGUUAACUGUUUAUAUUAGUUAUGAUGUUUUCAUAAACCCUUGUAUGUAGAUUUUAGAGUGAACAAAAAGGCAUGUCGUUACCAAAUAAUUAGACUAACAAGUAGCUGAAAGAAAGCUGUAUUCACCAGUGUCUGACAAUCUUUUCCUGUCAACUUUUGCUUUUAGGGAAAGGAUGUAAAGAAUAAAUUUUGAAAUGUGUUUUAUGCUCAGUAAGUUCUGCAGCAAGUUGAACUUGGCCUUUUGAAUGAAUUGGGAAAUUUAAAAAUAUUUUCAGCUUAAGUCUUUUCAAACACACAAUCUGUAAAAUACAUACGUCCUAUUUGACUGGUUUGUAAGAUUUGGAAACUUAAGAACCACCUCAACGAUUUGUGAUGAGUAACUAUCACUUCAACAUGUUGGCAAGCACUUCAUUGUUUACAUUCUUUUUGAUCCAAACUUCUCUUCAGUCACAUUAAUCGUGCAAUACUUUGCAUAUUUUGACCUUGAUUUCACUUCAUGGCAGCUCAUAUUCCUUAAUUGUAAUGUAGAUCAUGUCUGGUCAGUGCAGUUGUUGUGGUUCAUUAUAGAUUAAGUUCCUGAGGCUUUUUUUGCUGGUCCCCAAUGAUGUUUUGUGAAGUAGGUGGAUAGGUAGGUUGAUUUAUUCUUAAAUAGCAUGAGCAUUAUUGGUAAAUAAACCACUAAAUUCAUGGGGUGUUUUUAGAAGCAUCAGCAAACACUUGCUUGUAUUCAUCCAACUCAUAAAGGCAGUUUUCAGGACAUAUGGAGUAAAUGGGGAGAAAGUUGUCCCAUGCAUCAAGCCAUUCCAUUUAUUUGUCAGCUUGCGUGUGAGUGGAUCGAACUAGAUGCCAAAGUUCAGACUCCUAUUCUAUGCUUUUCUUUUUAAUUAAUGGUAGAAGUGACUAUGCAUUAAGAGGAUUUGAUUUGUUGUCAUCAGAUUUUCAUUGUGGCAGAUAUGACAGUCUCCCAAAACGUUUGUAGGAUCUAAGAAUGCAGUUUACUUCUGUCCUUCAAAACCAAACCAUUGUCUGCUGAUAUUUUUUUUGAAGUUUCACGUGAAUUAAAUAUUUCCGUUUUUCUGUCAGAGAACAUAUGAAGGAGUUUUCGUCUAUUAAGUUUUAAGGUUUUUUUUUUAACACAAGUGGAAUGCGAGCAUCUCCGCUGUCACACAAUAAUCCUUUUGCCAGCUUUACACAAAAAACCCUCAAAAUUCUGCCAAAUAGUUGUGUCAUGAGUGUCGCGUGUGAAUCCGCUAACAGUUUCAAGUCAUCUGUUCAAGAAAAUUUCAAUGCCAUGAGUUAGUCCUUGUGUUUGGACUCUGUGUUAAUGUGUUGAGCAGCAGUGCCCAGCUUGGUCAUGAAGGCUGGGCCCUGUGCAUUUAAGAGGAUACUUGAAGAAUGGCUUUUUGAAAAAAAUACAGCAGUAUAAAAGUGUGUAGUGAACACAUUAUAGACCAAUCCCUAACACACAACUGCCCUGCUGUUAAAUUAUUAACUUCUAAAUGCUAAAUAAACAGUACCAGGCAGCUGUUAACUUUUUAAAAAUAUUUAAUUGGUAACAUUAGCCCUUGGAUCUUGUGCAAUAACAGCAACACCACAGUAAGAGUUCCAGAUUUGGCAGUGAUGGCAUCAUGAUCAUCAUUAAGUCUCUGGUAGGUUUACUUUGACGUUGCUACUGAAAGCAAGAGACCUAUACAAAAAACAAUGUUGACUUUGGACGAUUUGAAAAAAACCUUAUUUACUUUCAUCUGCUAUAUCUUCAGCUUUAUUCUGUUUGUGAUGAUGUUACUCAGCCAUAUAUGCAAUCAUUUGCACAGGGACCAAAAGGCCUGCUGGUAUCAUUUGAACCAGACGUUUACAAACUUUCCAGUUUCUUACCGAUAGAGAGUUUCUUUGUUAAUGACAAAUUCACUGUGAUUUCCUUCCUGUCUCCCAGCUGAAUAUCAUUUUUGAGUUUAUUUUUUCUGAUCACAUUCUUGUAGCAACAUUUGUGUACAUUAUGCUGGUAUUUGUUAUGGUAAAUCACAUUUUUUGUCUGGUGCACUGUGAUAUAACUUGUUUUUAAGGAAAUAUGUAUUUCUGUCACAUUGUAAUUAAAUAGCAAUGCAAAACGCAGAUUGUUUUGCCGUGUUCUGUUAGAAUUGCCCAUUUUGUGCUGCCAGUAAUAUUCCUGUUGGGUAAAGGUCUAUGUUUUUAACUGCACACAAAUGUGUAGUUUACCUGGCACACAUGCCCAUACUAAAUAAUUGGUUGUGGGAUCACUAAUAUAAAAUAAGCAUUUAUAGCAAGCUGAUUUAAAAUAUACAUGAAAAUCCAAUCGGUCCAACUGUGAAGUGUUCUGAAAAUUAGGCUGUGAAGCAACACUUUAGGUUGUUUUCUGUUGUGAACAUUUUUUUAGGAGAGAAUAGGUGUAGUUUGGUGAAUUGGCAGCUGCAAUUUUUUUUGUACAAACUAUAAAGUUGUAAUUACAUCCUUGCAGUGAGUUCUGUUUGUUUAAGUUCAAGAUGUGCACUCCAUUAUUUCAGAAGAACCAUUCUGCUUUUUGAAGUAGGCAUUGUGUUGUGUUACUUAAAAUAAUGUUAAUUUUUGCUCAUAAAAAUUAAAAUAAAACAAUGGAAUUCAAUUUAAUUGAAGACCAGGAAGGUUGGAUAUGGGUCUGAGUGCAUUAAAUCCAAUUACAUUUCUCCAUUUAAAACACGGAGCUUCUCAUUUUUAUCUGUUUAUCAUUAGGUGGAGAUAGGUUGCAUGGAGCCAUAAACUAGCUACUUCUGCAGGCCGGUGUACACAGUAAGUCUGAUUAAAAAGGAAUGAAAAGCAGCUGUCUCUCUCCGAUUUGAUGACUAUCUGAAAAACCUGUUUCAAAUUUUAAACAUUUCAGUGUGUUACAUUUAUGUGCAUUUGUGUCAGAAUGUCUUUAUAUUCAAUGAUUUUUCAGUUUGAAGUUAUUUACAUCACAGGGUUACAGGUUUGCAACCAAAGGUGAGAAGAUAUUUACUUUAUUCUGAAGUCUAUAUCUCAUUAGCAUAUCAGAUAUGUAUAUUAGUACAUUUUGCAACUGAACAAAAAUUAGAGUAUUUCAAAACAAAGAUAUAGGAAUUGAAGUUUUGUUGAGUUACUUAUUUGUCAGUGAUCUGUUUGUUAGUCAUUUUGCUCUUCAUUCCAAAUGCAAAAUUUGAACAGGUUCGGUGGAGUUUCCACGUUCUCCCUGUGUCUGUGUGGGUUUCCUCCCACAGACCAAAGAUGUGCAGAUUAGCUGGUUUGGUCAUGCUAAAUUGCUCAUAGGUUACAGGGAUGUGCAGGGUGGGUGGAUUAGCCAUGGCAAAUGCAGGGUUACAGGGAUAGGCUAUGGAUGGGUGUGUGUGGGAUGCUUUUCAGAGGGUCAGUGUUGAUUGAUGGUCAGAAUGGCCUGCUUCCAUACUGAAGGGCUUCUAUGAUUCUAUUACAAACCAAAUCUCAUGUCAGGAAUGGAUGAGGAGGAUGAGCAAAGGCGUACUAGGUGUGAAUGUAGCUUCAGCGCACAGGAUGAAAGCCUAUGCCAAUUUGGGAGUUUGCAUGGUUUGAACUCUGCUUCAUAGGCAUGAAGUAACAAUACAACAUCGUAAGAAGUUUAUUUGAGAGAGCAACGUUUAGGAAAUGGAGAUGUCACACUCUACAGUUUUGUGUACACCUCUGAAAUUGAUGCCGAGGCUCAGCUAAGGGAGCGCCAUACAGUACUGUGCUGUAGCUGACCUUGUGUAGUAUUGGAUUUUCUUGCCUUUUCGUGGGUGUUGCAUGUUAUACAUUGAUAGUGACCUGAAUGAUACUGUUAGUACUUCCAAUUUAAUGCUGAACUAAAAUUAUUGUUGACAUGAUUUAGCUUUUACAUCUGCAGUUACUGUGUAUUUUAAAGUUGAAGAAAAAUUGUCAAUCCUGGAAAGAGAGAGAUCCAAAAAACUAGCUCUUUAUAAUAGCUAUGACGUUUAAAAAAAAGCGAGAAUAACUACAGUGGCUAUACCCUUUUGAAAUGACAGUUAAUAGGAAAGCUUUUAUUAAAAAUCAUGUUAGUUUACUUCAAAGCCACUGUCAAACAAAUUUUUUUGAAUGUUUUGUUCAGCUUUCACAAUUUAAAAUAAGUCAUUUACAAAUUUUGUCAAAUAUUGUUUGAUAUCCAGUAGCUCCCUUAUCGUCAGAAUUAUUGCAUACGUGGAUUUAUUACAUGUUGUUCUGAAACAAACAGCGUUUUGUUCUUGGACACACUUUAUUUACACUUAACUUAUAAAAACACAACAAGCAUGCAGCUGCCAAUUCAUUAGUUAGGCUGUUCAUUUUGAUUCCUAGGAUGUAUAUCUUGGGUAUUGCAGCUGUUGAUAUAUUGCAUGUUAGAUAUAUUUCGUUGCUGGCUCUAAGUGAAUGUAUCAUCAAAUUGUAUCUUUUCAUAGUUUUUUUGUAAAAUAGUUUGUAAUCAAAGUUUACAUUGUAGC